Durusdinium trenchii is the source of this 5415-nucleotide messenger RNA. NCBI's taxonomy places the organism in Eukaryota, Dinophyceae, Suessiales, Symbiodiniaceae. The record is from the annotation of a GenBank genome assembly.
GCAGGGGGCACCGGGGGUGCUGAUGAGACCGGCGCUAACAAAGACGCUCAUCAGUCACCUGUGAUACAGUUGGAGACGUCCAAGUGCGUACCUGCUUUGAACUCAACUCCUUUGUAAAGUGCUAAUGCGUUUUGUUCAAACAUUCAGUUACGCUGACUUUUCACUCUCCGCGAAGAAGCCUGAAGCCAAGCUCCACGGAGCAACCUUCUCAAGUGUGAGACUGAGGACUGUAGGUCAACUGGCGCCAGCUUCUUGAGGGCGGCAGUCGACCAUGUGGUGAGUGAUCCUGAUAGCCCUUCGUGUUUGAAGACAUUUUUGAAUAGCGAUUUUGGGGCAUUGAGCCUUUGCUCCACCCAUUCGCCAUGGCCUCUGGGAAGGUAGUCACACGCAGAACGUCGCCCCUCUCAAAGUCUCAGCAGAAGCAUUGGGAGCAAGUCUUGUUCACUUAUUGUGAGUUUGGGCUUGGACAAGAAUACCAAGAACUUGCUGAAGAGAGCAAGCGGCUGAUGAUGUCUGCUUUGGAAAUUUCCGUGAAGAAUGCAGCGGCACGCUUGGCACAACAAAUGGGAACCAUGGGAAGGGCGGGGACUCGGCGCAAGAAUGCAAAGGACUCCGUUGGUGACCCGUUGAAGACAGCCUUGAAAGAGACUGGGGCGACAGGUCGCUUGGAUGAGGAGAUGUUGGACCACAUCCGGGAGCGGUUCUUACCGUCUUGGGGUGCGCCAGCAUUAUUUCAAAAUUUGAUCCUGGAACAUGACGGGGUCAGUGACCAGCUGAGAAGCGAUCAAAAGGAGUUCAACAUUUGCUCAACAGUAGCAUCUGUGCAGAAGCCUAGCCGAAGCAGCUCGUGGGACCACCUGAGAGCCAUUUCAAUAGGAGAUCUUCGACUUUUUCAGACAAUGAGCGGCAUGCGGCUGGAAUGUGCAGUUGUUGGGCAUCCCAUCCAAAUGGUUGGAAUCACCACUCUAAUUCAAGAUGCCGCUGGCCAAGCGGUCCUUUGUGGGAUCUACAACCUACCAGGGGUGACAAAUCAAGCGACGGCCAACAAAGCCUUGCCCAAAGGAUCAACAGUGAUCAUUGCGGAGCCCUUUCUGAAGAUCAUGGCUGAUGGUAGGCGAGGAGUUCGAGUGGACAAUCCAGAUGAGAUAGAUAUUUUCUUGCCAGGUGUAAGGCCACUAAUUCGCAAAGCGGGCAGCAUCUCUGCAAGGGCAAGUGAUGGAAACGAAGCGUCCAAGAUGUCUCAGGACCAAAAAGGUGAGAAUCAAACCCCAAUAGCGGAACUGGCCGAAGACUUCAGACCAGGCCAGCGGGUGAAGCUGUUUGGCUUGACCUCUAAGAAAGGUGCGACCUUAAAUGGGAAGUUUGGAGUUGUGGCUGCCGAGCAAGAUGAACACGAUUUGGAAAGAGUCACAGUUGAGCUUGACAGUGAUGCUGGAAAACCAGAACUCGUCAAAAUCAAGCCGUCGAAUAUGGAGAUCGCCCAGGAGACCGACUUGGAAAACAUUCUUCAGGCCAAGAAGGAUGCGAAUGAAGCAUUUGCCAGAGGAGAGCUCCACCAAGCCAUUGAAGCCUACAAUGGAGUUGCAAAGGAAUUGUGCUCCCACAAAACGCCAAAAGCCAUGACAGAGCUCACAAAAUGCAUUUGCGACAGGGCGCUGUGCUUUUUGAAACUGAGACAGUGGGAGGCUGCAAGGGUUGAUUCUCAAUCAGUCUUGGAGAGAGAGCCCACCAAUGCCAAGGCUCACUUUCGACUUGCCUCAGCUUCGUUUCAAGAAGGAAACGCCGAAAGCCAAGAGAAGAUCCACGAGGCUGCCACUCACAUUUGCGUAGCAAUCGCGCUCGCUCCAACAGGUGAGGCUGCAAUGACUGAUUUGCUGGAUGCGAUUGCAAGCAAGUCUGCAAGACCUUUGCCGCAAGCGAAGGAAGUUGUUGCAGUUGGUGAUGCCAGCGAGCUUUGGGCAGCUUUGCAGCGCGACAGAAAGAAGUUCAUUGCCAUCAAACCUGGAGACUACGGCCCAACUCACAAGCCAUUUUGGGCGGAGCAUGAUGCGACCCUCGUGGGCUUGGGCUCGAAUAAAGUCAGGUUUCUCAAGCGAAGUUCACAUGUCUUCUCAGUGGUUAUGAAUGCCCGAGUUCAGAUGUUCAACCUGACGAUCACCGAUUCACCCCAAGCUUCGCAUGGGUAUGGGUGUUGCAGUGUGGAUUCUGGUGCGUGGCUCAAGCUUUCCGGCUGCAUCGUGGAGAAUUGCUGCGAAGUUGGUGUGAUUGUGGCGCGUGGCGGUCGAUGCAUCAUUGAAGACUGCCAGUUCCGUAGACUGGGUAGUCAAGCCGUGGAGGUAAGGGAGAUGGGGCAGGUGGAAAUACGACGGUCACAAUUCCUCCGAGUAUGGCAAGGAGUUGUUGCAUACGCAGGUGCUAGGAGCCUUGUCAUGGAAGACGUGUUGAUUGAAGGCUCUUUCCACGAAGGUGUCUGUGCGUGCGGAGACCUUAAAACGGAUGAGACUCGCAAGCUAGAGAAGUUGCCUGACCCCGAUGCUGAGCGGAUUGCAACGCCAGGCUGGCGGAAGCGAGACCAAGCCUACAAAAUGGGCCGACAAAUAUCCAUGUUUGCGUCAGAGUGGGCAGAGGACAUGGGUUGGAAUGGGCGGUUAGCACUCUCCAUGUCAACUUGCACCAUCACGAAUGCUCAAGGUUUGGCAUGCAGCUUCGACACUGGUUGCGCUGCGCAUUUGUCAGCGUGUACGUUUCAGAAGUCUGUCUCCAGCAAAACUACUAGGUGGUAUGGAACUGGUUUGAUGAUCAAAGGCGGCUCUGACGUAACAGUGAAUCGCUGUCGUUUCCUAAAGAAUGAAGUUGGUGUCGAUGUGGGGUUCAACUACGGGGGGGAUGUAUUAAUUGAGAACAGUAUAUUUGCUGGUAACCUCUUCAAAGACGUGAUCGAGCUGGGCCAAGAAAGAAAGACGCAAGAGAUGUUUGAGGGAAGCUUUUGGAACAGGCACAAACAAGCAGGAGCAUGGAGUGCUCCAAUCAGGACAGCUAGGAAUCAAUUUCUUUCCAAAUCAGCGCGAGUCCCAGAGAUACACGAGUUGGAAUCUUCAUCAUCUUCAAGGUCGCAGGGGCAACCAUUGCCACAAAAACUGGCCUGGGAGGCUGCUGCCAGACAAAGCUAUGUUUUGGCCACGCCUUGCUUGUGCGGGUUCUUGUGCACCGAGCUUGGCAACAGUCCCGAAUGCUCUCAACUUGGACUUGGAAACCACAUCGAUUUCCCUCCGUUCAUGUGCCUGCCGUGUAGCGAUGCCUUGAGAAUGAAACAGGAUGACGUCAACGCGCAGUUUUACUUUCGAGAUGAGGAACGCAGAACCCGUUCCAGGCAUUGGUGUUUGCUUGGCACAAUCACUUCUGUCGGUGUUGCUCGCACCGCAGAUGCGCAUUCUUUCAUGGCAUUUAGAGGCGCUGAGGCCGCAAAGAGUGUGAAGCUCAAGACCAAAUUUGCAGAUUCAGAGCCUGAGGUAGAGGUUUUGAUGAUGUUGGAUGAGCCCCUCUCCCAUCAAAGCUCAGCUCUUCAGUCAGGCUGUACCUUGGCGAUUUUGUACGCAGAGGCAUCCGACAUUGACAUCAGACAGGGGACUGGUCAGGUGAUUGUCACGGACAACUCCUUGGUUUACGCUUUUGCAGCUCCUCUUGACCAGAUCAUGGCCCAGUCAUUCGCAGCUGAUGAGUCCAUUUGUGGGAGCUGUGGCAAAGACACCUCAGAGUCCUCCACGCAAAGCUGCAGCGCCUGUGGCGUCGUCUCCUACUGCAGUAGCAAGUGCCGUUCGGACCACAACCAGCGUCACAAGGAGCUUUGCCCGCAGAUGGCCAUGCUUCGUCAGCUGGCAGUGACCGACUUUCGCAGCGACCCUGAUGUCCAGCUGAGCUUUCCACUUUGGGCAGAAGGACUCCCAACCAUCCCAGCCGUUCCACCGCAUGCGCCACAUGACGCGAGCCUUUCAGAGCCGGAGGCGCAGGAUGAGGCGAAGGAGCCGAGCGCCGAGACGAGCCGAGCGCCAAGUGCGCCAAAGGUCGAGGAUUUGUGUUCCUUCUUGGAUUCUGCCUCAGAUGCUGAUAUGGCCAAGGCUGUAGCUUCGGUUGAGGAAGCUUUGCAAGCGAAGGAUACUGCAGGAGCUUUCGUGAUUCAAAAGCAGAAUGGGCGACCAAGAUUGCAGAACAAGCUGAAACGCACAAAAGCACGGCUGGCAGAUCUCUUGGCAAAGAGUGCCGAGCCAUCAACCCAACCACAACAAAGGCAGGCGCAUCCACCCGAGAUAUCACAGGAAGAGAGGGAAGAUUAUGCUGAAGAUCAGGGGGCAGAAGGAAGCUUAUGUGGUCUUGGCCCCACAGACCAGGACGGCUAUCACGGAGUUCCAGAGCUGCCCCGCUGGAAGGCAGGUUUGCCGUACCGCAGGUGUGCGCGCAGGAGUUUCUUCCACGCUUUCGAGUCCUACCCUAGAAGCUUGCCAUGCCCAUCAGAGCCUUGGUGCACCAACAUCAACCCAGCUGCGUUUUGCUUUGAUUUCAAGGAGUUGGCUCGCUCUGGCCGUGUGCGCACUCUUAGCUGCUGGGGUCAUAGUGCUUCACGUCCAGGCCACAAGAUUCCCAGUGUGGCAGGCAGCCAUCAGAGGUUGUGGAAGCUGCGACCAAGUGAGAUCACCUUCAGCCAAAAUUCCAUCGGCCGGAACUUUUCGGAUGGCAACUCUUUGGAUCAAACCUACGAUGAUCUUCGCGCUGGGCGUUGCAAGGUGGAGGACAUCGAGAAGAUCAAGAUUACGUGGCACAGCCAUGUGAGAUCUCCAGGUGAACCACGUUGGUGGACUUAUACCGGGAACAGAAGGCUGUCUCUUUUCCAAAAAUUGGAAGAGGAGGGACGUCUGAAAUUUCUAGUGGCUGAAUGGGUCAAUGAGCCAGUUCCUGAGUGGCGAAUGACCACUGAGAACGGAGGAGGGCGCCCCUCCGUCCGUGGAGGCAGGAAGAGGUGAAAAAGGAUCUCGUUGGACCCAAGGGCGUUGAAGAGACUUGCCGCAGGCCUUCAAGCGAUUGUGUGAAUGGUGAAUGGAGUGCUGUUUUUGAUAGCGCUUUCAUGUAGAAGCCAGCUGUCAAAGGAGCGCGUGAAGCACAUCGAAACCAUUGCCACUUUGUGCCCGGAUCUUGGCUAUGACAUAAUGGCGGAACAGCAUCAUCAUAGCACCGAUUUUGUGCACGGCUGGUGUUGUCGGAUCUUGAUGGAGCAAGACUUGGAGAGUAGAGGGAAUGUAAAAGCUACGUUGCAGGCGCAUGAGAUCCGCGGCAUUGCUUACGACUGCCCCAACUGGUCUUCGCUGUCACUUGCGUUCACAGGGCCGAGGUACAGAGGUGCACGGCCCAGCGAAUUUCUGGUGA